Theileria equi strain WA is the source of this 2163-nucleotide messenger RNA. RefSeq lists its product as hypothetical. The transcript is spliced from 3 exons. The record is from RefSeq and is a predicted model, not a curated record. Gene Ontology annotation, biological process: mRNA splicing, via spliceosome. Gene Ontology annotation, cellular component: spliceosomal complex; Prp19 complex. Lineage: Eukaryota; Apicomplexa; Aconoidasida; Piroplasmida; Theileriidae. Bases 1 to 2163 code for a protein of 720 amino acids.
AUGAGGACUUAUAUGAAGGGUGGAGUCUGGAAGAACAGCGAGGACGAAGUCCUCAAGGCAGCUAUUAUGAAGUACGGCCUUAAAAGCUGGUCCAGAGUAUCCUCAUUGCUGGUUAAUAAAUCAGCAAAGCAGUGUAAAGCAAGAUGGUACGAAUGGCUAGAUCCAAAUGUAAAAAAGACCGAAUGGUCCAGGGAAGAGGAGGAAUUGUUACUUCAACUAGCAAAAAUGUUUCCUACGCAAUGGCGUACUAUCGCUAUAAGACUUGGUCGUACCGCGUACCAAUGUCAACAGCAUUACGAACGUCUACUUGACCAAGCCCAGGGUCGUGACGAGAAUGAUCAGUUUGAUCCUCGUAAGAUACGCCCAGGAGAGAUUGAUCCGUCACUAGAAUGUAAACCUGCGCGUGCAGACGCAGUUGAUAUGGAUGACGAUGAGAAGGAAAUGUUGGCAGAGGCCAGGGCUCGUUUAGCCAACACUCGUGGUAAAAAGGCUAAGCGUAAAGCACGUGAAAAGGCAUUGGAACAAACUAGACGUAUAGCUUGCUUACAGAAACGGCGAGAGCUAAAAUCCGCCGGUAUAGGAGUUGGUGCUUUGAAAUUACACAAGUCUAUUAUGGAUUAUGCUACCGAGGUUCCGUUUGAACAACAACCACCUAAAGGGUUUUAUCCUCCGGAUGAAGACAAGGGACCUGAUACAUCAAUUAAGAGCAUGCAACAACUGGAAGGACGCCGUCGCGAUGAAGAAAUGAAUAAGUUGCGUAAGGAUGAUAUAAGAAAACUCAAGAGACUCCAAAUUGAUGAGACACCCGCUGCAAUGGCAAUCUUUGAAAAGUAUGAGAAAUCUGCUGUCUUAAAAAAUCGUUUGGUAUUACCAGAACCAACAAUGACAGAUGAAGAAAUCACCCAAAUUGUAAAAAUGGGUGCUGAUGUACAAUUAUUGGAUAAUAUAGCACGCUCAACAAUUGCAAGGACACCAAUGACGAGCUCUAUAAUGGAAGAAGCUCGUAUGGCAGCAGCAACAAACCGUCUGCAAACGCCCUUGGAAGGUGAAAUGAAUGUACCGGAUUCUGGGUUCACUGUUCCACAAGUUCCUGCCGCAUUUCAAACCCCGAAUCCAAUUAGGAGAUUUAUGAAUCAGACGCCACUUUCCAUAUUUAAUGACCGAUCUAGUGCCGCUACUCCUCAUUAUAGUGAUGCAACAUCUUAUGGAGAGGUCAGCGACGACGAUCCUAUCGGUGAGAGGGCAAGGAUGGAUAUGGCAAAAUUGUAUGUAAAGGCUAGUAUUUCUAAUUUGCCAGAACCUGAAUCUACCGUUGAAAUUUCAAUUCCAGAAAUGACAGAAGUUCCGGAAAAUAUAGAGGGAGAGCGAGAAGUCGACAUGGAAGACCUGGAAAAUAAAAGAGAAUUAGAAGCCGCCAAAGAACGCGAAGAAGCGCUUCAACUCGAAUCAUCUGUUAUUAAAGAGGGACUUCCUCGUCCGUUGGUGUACAAUACAAUUGUUUUUGUGAAUGAUUUGAGUGGAACUUAUGCAGAUGAAGAUCAGGUGAAAGCAAAGGAGUUAAUCAACAAUGAGUUGGUUGCUCUAAUUGCAUCAGAUAGUGUUAGACAUCCUAUGCCUGGUGGAAAACCCUGUACUGAAUAUACUACUCUCGAGCCUUUGACUCUUGCUCUAAUCAAGGAAUCUGCUUCUCUUAUACAUGAGGAAACAGAGCUCAUCAAGGAAAAACAUGUUCAGGAAAUGGAUGAAGAAUUUCUAUCCAAAGCACCUAUUAAAUUCUCGGCAAUACAAAAGAGAUACAUACAUUCGGAGACAAUGUCACUUUCCGAGCAAACUACCGCCGACGAACUUUUGUGUAAGGAGUAUAGGAAACACUUGGAGAAUCUCUCAAAGCGCAAUAAGACUUUGGAGAACAAAUACACCGUUUCCACCGGUGGUUAUCGCAAUCGUGAACAGACGAUCCUCAAGGAGAUAGGCAAGUAUAUUCCCUCAAUCCACAUUUAUUUGCAGGGAACAUCCACGAAUCCAUUAUUCAGGGCAAGAACGAUUUUGAUUCGCUCAGUCAGAUGGAAGAACGGGAGAGAGCAUCUUCUAACGAACGUAUUUCUCGGUACUUGGCUAUCCUUCAGCGGGAGAAGACUCUUAAUGCUAAACUCCAGGUAUUGA